AGGAACGGGGAGCGGGCCGGCUCAGACCCGGUGAUCCGCGAGAUGGCGAGGAGCGGGGUCAGGUUGUGGAUUCGCGCGCUGGGCGGGACGCUGCCUCGGUACCGGUCACCGGGGCCCGCAGUAUGUGGGGUUAGGAGCGGAGUCUAUGGAAUCGGUGUGACGGAUUCUCAGGUGCCAGGGGAAGCGGGUCGAUGCCGCUUGAUUGGAAAGGAACAGAAUUGUAAGGCUACCUGCUGAGAUUUGAAAAAUGGCAACAAAUGAAAGUGUCGGCAUCUUUAGUUCAGCAUCACUGGCUGUGGAGUAUGUAGAUUCACUUUUACCUGAGAAUCCUCUACAAGAACCAUUUAAAAAUGCUUGGAACUACAUGUUGAAUAAUUAUACAAAGUUCCAGAUUGCAACAUGGGGAUCCCUUAUAGUUCACGAAGCCCUGUAUUUCUUGUUCUGCUUACCUGGAUUUUUAUUUCAAUUUAUACCUUACAUGAGAAAGUACAAAAUUCAAAAGGAUAAACCAGAAACAUUGGAAAACCAGUGGAAAUGCUUUAAAGUACUUCUUUUUAAUCACUUUUGUAUCCAACUGCCUUUGAUUUGUGGAACCUAUUAUUUUACAGAAUAUUUCAAUAUUCCUUAUGAUUGGGAAAGAAUGCCAAGAUGGUGUAUGCUUUUGGCAAGAUGCUUUGGCUGUGCAGUCAUUGAGGAUACUUGGCACUAUUUCCUGCAUAGACUUUUACACCAUAAAAGAAUAUAUAAAUAUAUUCAUAAAAUUCAUCAUGAGUUUCAGGCUCCAUUUGGAAUGGAAGCUGAAUAUGCACAUCCUUUGGAAACCUUAAUUCUUGGAACUGGAUUUUUCAUUGGAAUCAUGCUUUUGUGUGAUCAUGUGAUUCUUCUUUGGGCAUGGGUGACCAUUCGCUUGAUAGAAACCAUUGAUGUCCAUAGUGGUUAUGAUAUUCCUCUGAACCCUUUAAACCUCAUCCCUUUCUACGCUGGUUCUCGGCAUCACGAUUUCCACCACAUGAACUUUGUUGGAAAUUAUGCUUCAACAUUUACGUGGUGGGAUAGGAUUUUUGGAACAGACUCUCAGUUUCAUGCCUAUUAUGAAAAGAAGAAGAUGGGGAAAAAGACUGAAUAAAUAUCUCUUGUACACAUCCCUGAAGAUUCACUUUUUCCUGAAUUGAAACUGGUAGCUAACAUUGCUUCUGGGGAGCAGAAAUAAGCAUGUGUCUUGGCUGCUAAAUGAUACAACAUCAUUAACAACCUUUAAUUAUCUUCCUAGUGGGAACUUUUUCUACUUUACAUACAAGUUCUGUAUAUGUAGGAAUAAAUAAAUAUAUAUUUGAGUAUAACUUUCAUGAGGAAGUUUUAAAGGCCGUGUUGUUAACCUUACAAAAAAGUUUUCAGUGAUGGAAGAAAUAUACUCCCCUACCUUCACCUUCCCUGGUAAUACCAGAGGCCUGAAGUUGACAUUGGUCUUUGGGUCUUUAGUCUUUUAGAUAUUUGUCAUUUUAGAAAAUUUUUAAUAAUGGUCCUGGCCUUAUAUUUAACUUGAAACAUUUAUUAUAGAUUUUUGCCUAAAAUUGAAAUAUCAUGAAUUAAACCACAUCAGCUGAUAACAGUGAGUGAUGGAUCCUGCCAAAUCAGAAAUGGCCAACAUCAACACCUUCUACUCUCAUUUGGAACUGACGAGUCUGGGGUGAAUCCUUCUCUGAAGAGUCAUUAUUUAUUGCAAUGCGGCAUAAGCAUCUAUAAAUAGUGUUUCUGACUUCAGAUAUAAGUGAAAUAUUUUGGUCUAACGUUUUUUCAAAACUUGAAAUUUAAAAAAAAUAUUAAGGAGCUUUAUUUCUGUUAUUUAACCUUUCAUUUUUGUUUAUCAAGUUUUCAUUAAGGAUGUGUCUUUGAAAUUUUGUGAACUGACUUGCUGUAUUUGCACUUUGAGCUAUUGAAAUAAAUGUGAUUCUUGUCUGAUUA
Ictidomys tridecemlineatus (thirteen-lined ground squirrel) is the source of this 1962-nucleotide messenger RNA. It is a transcript of the gene Msmo1, whose product is annotated as methylsterol monooxygenase 1. Gene Ontology annotation, molecular function: oxidoreductase activity; iron ion binding. Lineage: Eukaryota; Metazoa; Chordata; Mammalia; Rodentia; Sciuridae. The record is from RefSeq and is a predicted model, not a curated record. Gene Ontology annotation, biological process: lipid biosynthetic process.